Malaclemys terrapin pileata is the source of this 4773-nucleotide messenger RNA. RefSeq names its product histamine receptor H2 (gene HRH2). Gene Ontology annotation, biological process: positive regulation of vasoconstriction; gastric acid secretion; chemical synaptic transmission. The record is from RefSeq and is a predicted model, not a curated record. The coding region runs from base 735 to 2030 and encodes 431 amino acids. Lineage: Eukaryota; Metazoa; Chordata; Testudines; Emydidae. Gene Ontology annotation, molecular function: neurotransmitter receptor activity; histamine receptor activity; G protein-coupled serotonin receptor activity. The transcript is spliced from 3 exons. Gene Ontology annotation, cellular component: membrane; dendrite.
UAAGGGGGGCAGGGCUGUGCCAGCCAGAAAAGCAGCCCACAGAACAGACCUGCGCUGGGAGCAGAGCUGCAGCGACCAGAGCCGGAGGGGGCAGAGAGGCAGCCCAGGGAGCUGGAGGCAGAGCAGCAGCCGUGCUGGGGCUGGAGCCGUCCGGAGCCGGGGGCGGGUCCGAGUGGUGAAUGGUGGCUGCAGCCCAGGGCCAGAGGCACGGACCAGCCGGAAGGAAUGAUGUAGCAGAAUCUCCCUCCCUACCUUCCCCAGCCUGACCAUGUGGACGGAGCCAGGCAUGGUUGAGACCCUACGCAACUCAGCCCCUCUUAAUUUCUCAGAGAGAAGGAGGAGAAGAGCGAGGAAGAGGGAGAGAUUGAGACUGAAAGGCGGCUGCCAGAGAAGCGCCUGGCAGCUAAUGUACUGAUCCCCCUCUGGUGCCGAUACAUGGGAGUGAUCUCUGGGCGUUAUUUCUGCAUAGAGCCCACAUCCUCUCCUAGUUCUGGGUGCAGAGUCCCCGACUGGUUCCUGGCACCUUUACGGAGACAAAGAGCAAACAAGUGAACACAAAUCUCUAUGCCCAGGGUGCGGGUGCCCGAGUGCGAGGCUGGUUUGAGUAGGGCCCUGGGGACAUUCGUUGUGGGCUCCAGCGGGACCCUCUAUCCAAGUAGCUGCAGAGCUCAGACAGAGCUGGGCCAUCAUGGGGGCCCAGAUGGGAGAGGACUGAUUGCCCGCGUCUCCUUGUCAUGGAUCCAUGUCCGAACGGCACAGCUGCUCCGAAAGGCAUGGGCUGCAAACCACAGAUGGUGCUAAUUGGGAUCGUGCUCACCGCACUCAUUGUGGUCACUAUCUGCGGCAACGUGGUUGUCUGCCUGGCCGUCUCCUUCAACCGCAAGCUCCGUAGCCUGACAAACUGCUUCAUCGUCUCCUUGGCCAUCACCGACCUGCUGCUUGGCCUCCUGGUGCUGCCCUUCUCCGCCAUCUACGAGCUCACACACGAGUGGCACUUCGGCCCCACCUUGUGCAACAUCUACAGCAGCCUGGACGUCAUGCUGUGCACGGCCUCCAUUCUCAACCUCUUCAUGAUCAGCAUAGACCGGUACUACGCCAUCACAGCCCCGCUCCGCUACACCCAGCUGGUCACCCCUCUGCGGGUGGCCGUGGCCAUGUUCGUCAUAUGGGUGGUCUCGCUGAUGGUCUCCUUCCUGCCUAUCCACCUGGGCUGGAACACCAAUGGCACCGGCGUGCAGAACACGGGCUUGAACAACAGCCUGGAGUGCAAGCUGGCGGUCAACGCCGUGUAUGGGCUGGUGGAUGCCUUGCUCACCUUCUACCUUCCCUUGGUCAUUAUGUGCAUCACGUACUACCGGAUAUUCCGAAUAGCCAGGGAGCAAGCCAAGAGGAUCAACCAUGCCACCUGCUGCAAGGCCGUCAGCCCUGCGCUGCUCAUUGUGAAAGAGCACAAGGCCACAGUGACGCUAGCAGCCGUGCUGGGGGCAUUCAUCGUCUGCUGGUUCCCUUAUUUCACAGUGUUCACUUACCGAGGGAUGGUGGGGGACAAGGUGGAUGAGACAUCCCAGUCCAUAGUUUUAUGGCUGGGCUAUGCCAACUCAGCCCUGAACCCCAUCUUGUACGCUGCUCUGAACAGGGACUUCCGGACAGCCUACCAGCGCCUGUUCCACUGUCGAAGGGUGGGGCCCCUCUCCAGGACCACUCCCCUCACCCCCAUACAUCUGCCCCACUCCAGGGCGAGAGCCCGCAAGCAAACACGGAGCGUGCAGGAAGAUAAGCCUCUGAGGAUGCAGGUGUGGAAAGGGAAGGAGAACUCACUCACUCGAGAAGCCACGGAAAGGAGUCCCGCCCCAUCAUCUGGCUCCUCGUCCUCCUCCACCAUCCUGUCCUGCUGGAGAGGCCUCUGGCUGGCCAAGUUCCUUCCCAAGAGGGACAUGUGGAUCCCAGCGUGUGAGGAGCCAGCGACAGAGCUGCAGAAGAGGGUGAAGCCCCCAGCACCCCCUAGGGUCAUUUACUGUGUCUUCUCCUGAGCCAGGACGGAUGGACCAGGGGAGUGCUGAAUGCCAUCAAUACCGGACAAUACUUGCUCAGGACCCAGAACCCAGCCGAGCACCACGUCCAGCAUCUCCAGGGCAGAGCACUAUGGGGGGUGUUUGCAAACCCAGGAACAUGGAUCUGUAACAUAAUCCACCGUUCUGUGUGGGCGUGACCCUGUGUGGGCACGGCUGUGGGUGUGCACAUGGGUGUAUGUAUGUACGCACCCCUGUGUGGGCACGGCUGUGGGUGUGCACAUGGGUGUAUGUAUGUACACACCCCUGUGUGGGCACGGCUGUGGGUGUGCACAUGGGUGUAUGUAUGUACGCACCCCUGUGUGGGCACGGCUGUGGGUGUGCACAUGGGUGUAUGUAUGUGUGGGCACGGCUGUGGGUGUGCACAUGGGUGUAUGUAUGUACACACCCCUGUGUGGGCACGGCUGUGGGUGUGCACAUGGGUGUAUGUAUGUGUGCACCCCUGUGUGGGCACGGCUGUGGGUGUGUAUGCGAUUGUGCAUGGCUCUGGGCUCACGUACAAACCCGCCUGUGCACUAGAGUGCAGGUGGAAGGAAGGGCUCACGCCCACCUCCUCCCCACACAGCCUGGAUCGUCUGAUCCCUGGUUCUUGAUCCCACUCCAGGUGUGGGGCAGAGAGGCGAGAGAGGCGGGGAAGAGAGACCCUACCCCCUUUGCAUGUGCCCCAGCAGAGCGGGCUCUGGGGGCCGGCACGGGCUCUCCCUGCCCACACCAGUGCAUUGUCCCUGUCUCCCGAUGUCUCUGUUAAUUCCCCUUGUCUAAUACAAAUGUCCCUUUUUCCCAAGCACUCUACACAUCUGCACGUAUUCCAGGUCUCCCCACGGCCUAACCCACUGGUGUCCUGGCUUCACACAUCCAGCCAAGGGGCUGGGUCGGGUCAGCCUCCAGCGAGGAUCGACCCACAGCAGGAGUGUGGGUCGGAGGAGAAGGCAGAGGCAUGACUGAGAGGCUCAGGAAGGGGAUCCCAGAGCAGAAGGUCUGGAGAUGGAUGGAGUGAGGGGGGCUGGUGGUAACUGUGUCCUGGGGAGACCCAGCUUCUCCCGCUCCCUUUCCGCACCCCGGCCUGAGUCUAGAACAAGCCAGGUGGCCAGUGCUUGUCUCCCAGGCUGCAUGCCCCGUGAGCUGGGAGGGGUCAGUGCCCGCACCUGCUCAAAGGGCAGGGAAGUGGUGGGCGAUUACACGGGACAGUUCACCACACCAGGGCCGUGUGCCUGGCGAGGAGCCGCUAUUUACCAAGGGGUCAGUUGAGCGCAGCGUCCCGCUCUAUCAAAUGCAGCUAGGGGCCCCAGGCUACACGGCUAAGGUGUCGGCUCGUGCUCUCCUUGGCUUUCUUCGCUCGGCCAGGGCCAUCCGGUGUUUAGACCCUGGGUACACGCUGUGCUGGAGAAAGUGGCUGUUUGUUGUUUAUGGCUCUAAUCCCCGCAGGUGGCCAGUGCACAGGGACCUGCCAGCCGACCUGCAUUGCAGAAGCAGGGCAGCUGUGCGGCAAUCUCACUUCCCAGGCCGGGCAGUCUGCGGAGCCGCCCUGGCUGUUGUGCCGCCGCAGGAUACUGGGUUCGCCACCCCCACCCCCGUCUCAUGCUGGCCGGGCGCCCGGUCUCCGAGCCAGGCCCAACAAUAACGGCCUUGCAUUUGACUCCCAGACGAGCCGCUCUGGGGGCUGGACGAGGGAAGGCCUGGGGCAGGGCACUGCCAGCCGUGCUGGGCGUGGUGAAGGGGCACUGCUACACCUCCUUAGAAAGAGGGGAAGGGCUGGGCUCAGGGGGCUGGGGGAGUGAUUGACAGCUGUCACUCUGAUGUGCCUGAUCAGGAAAGGUUAGUAUAUAGAUAUGGGUGGGGACAAAUUAAAUUAUUUACAUCUGGGGAAACAAGCCUCUCCCCAGAACGGCGCCCCUGCCCCUUGCUCUCUGCCUCUCCUUCUCCCCACCCGACCCCCUCUCCCGGCUUGAGGCGGCUAGGUCAGCCUGUGAGCGCGCGGGGGCAGGGACCGUGUUGGGUCAGUUCAAUGAGAUGUGAGCCGGAUACCCGGUGCGGAAGAGAGGGAGGAGCUGGACACUCGGGGCUGUGCCAGGGUGGGUACAACCCACCGGGAUGGGGUGUUGGGGGCUGGGCCCCCUGUGUCCCCACAGCCCAGUGCAGGUGGCACUAUAUCCCGAGGCCAUCUCAGGGUCCCAGGCACCCUUUUCCCUUGUCUCUGUUUGGGGAGAUGCUGUUCAUGGCUCCUGAUAACCUGAGACCUGGUGUCCGGGCAGCACCAUGUGCUACCGAGGCAUCAACGCGUCUGCAUGGCGCACUCGGGCCGUGCCAACCCUCCUCCCCGGCUGAGGAGAUUUUCCAGCUCGGUGCCAGGGUGGGGUGCAUCCUGAAGGGCUCCUAGCGCGAAGCCCCGCCCUGCUGAGACGAUGGGGACUAGCUGGGGGACCCAGCAAAGAGCCAGGGCCUCAACUUGGUCUACAGGGUACAAUGCCUCCCCCUUUGUGCCCUACCUGUGUGAGCCCCAGGGGGCUGCAGUGGGUGUGGGUGUGGGUGUGCGUGUGUGUGUCAGGCAUUUCCUGUGGGCCAGCGUUAGUCCCUGCAUCUGCCCUAAGGCCGGCCCUGCAUGGCGACACGCCUCAGGCUGCAGACCCAGCGUGAGGGGAAGCCCCUGGGCGCUAUCUCUCAGCACCAGGUCAGGAAUGAAUAAAGCUGACCCCUCCUGUCCUGC